AUGUAAGUCUAUGAUAUUAGUCAUGCUGUUAAUGAUACAGUUGUUAGUGCUAAGAGUGUUUAUCACCAAAAGGCAAUAGAUCUGUCAUUUCGCAAUAUAAACUACAAUAUACAAUCUAAUAAAGGAGGUAAAUCAUUAAUAUAUCUUCAGAAAGGAGAGAAAUUUUAAAAGAUUUGGAUGGUUUUAUACCUGGAGGAGAAGUCACAGCAAUUUUGGGAUCCUCUGGAGCAGGCAAAACUUCAUUGCUAAAUAUUUUAGCCUGUAGAAUUGCAUAAACUCAUCAUGUAAGAUUGACAGGCAAAGUAAUGGCAAAUUUGAAUGAAUAUUCCCCUGAAACUUUUUCCAGUUUUGCUGCUUAUGUAAUGCAAAAUGAUGUUUUGUUUGAAACAUUAACUCCAAGAGAAGCUUUUUAAUUUGUAGCUAAUCUUAAAUUUGUUUCUGAAGAUGAGAAAAAUCAUCAUGUGGAUGAAGUGAUAAAAACAAUGAAAUUAGAAAGAUGUUAAAAUACAAUGAUAGGAGGUUUAACAUUAAAAGGAAUAUCAGGAGGAGAAAGAAAGAGAACAUCAAUUGGAUUUGAAUUAGUAACUAACCCAUCAUGUAUAUUAUUAGAUGAACCAACAUCAGGAUUAGAUUCAUUUACAGCAUUUUAAAUUAUGUAAUAUUUUAUUUUAUAAUUUUAGAAACGAAUUAAGAAAUUUAGCUCAUAGAUUAUAAAAAACAAUUGCCUUUACAAUUCAUCAACCUUCAUCUGAUAUUUUUAUGCUUUUCGAUAGAGUUAUGUUACUUGUUUAAGGAAGAUUCAUAUAUUAAGGUAGUAGAAGUUAGUUAAUUGAUUAUUUUAAAAUGAUUGGGUUUGAAUGUCCAUAAAGGACAAAUCCUAUGGACUAUAUGAUGAGCAUAAUGCAUACUGAAAAGGAAUAAAAUAUCAAGAAUUUUGAAAUUCUAUUUGAUUCAUAUGAAAAGUUCUAGAAGCCAGAAGUUUUAGAAUGCAUUUAAAAAUCUUCAAGAGUUGAUUUGACUUAUAAAAAAGUAGAAACGUCUACAAAUUAUCAAAUAAUGUUAAUUACUAAAAGAGCCAUAAAAGGUCUAUUGAGAGAGAAAGCAACCUUAAGAUAAAGAUUUGGAAGUACUAUAUUUAUGGGAUUAUUGGUUGGUGGAGCUUUUUAUGGAUUAGGCGAUAAUAAUGGAAGUUAUUCAGAUUAUUCUGGAGUAGCAGGAUGUUUAUUUUUAUUAACUAUGAAUUUAACAAUGACCUUUCUUUUUUCAGUUGUGUUACAAUUUGCAACAGAAAGAGAUGUAUUUUUAAGAGAAGAGAAUUCAAAACUAUAUACAACAUUUUCAUAUUUCAUAGGAAAAUCAUUUGUUGAAAUACCUUUUUGUCUUAUAACACCAGUUAUUUAAGAAUUAAUUCUUUAUUGGAUGAUUGGUCUUAAUACUCAUAGUGUUGGUGUUGUAUUUAUACAUUUAUUGGUGGCUAUUUUAACAUCAUUAAAUGGAAAUAGUAUAGGAUUAAUAACAGGAUGUGUUUUUAGUGAUAUUAAAGCUGCUACCAGUAUGGUAUCUAUUCUAUUAUUACCAUUUAUAAUUUUUUCUGGGUAUCUUGCUAAUUCAAAAUAUUUUUAUGUUUGGAUUAGUUGGAUAUAGUAUAUAAGUCCUAUGAAAUAUUCUUUUGAAGCUUUUGCAACAAACGAAUUUGAAACAAGAUAAUAUGUAUUUGGAGAUCCUAUUGAAACUUUAGGAUUUGAUAUUGGUCUAUGGGAAUCCAUUGGAAUAUUGAUUGCACUUGCAAUUUUUAUAAGGAUUAUGGCAUUUAUAUUUCUUUAUAAAUUAAGAUCAAGAUUAUAAUGA
This is a messenger RNA of Paramecium pentaurelia, 1848 nucleotides long. Lineage: Eukaryota; Ciliophora; Oligohymenophorea; Peniculida; Parameciidae. The record is from the annotation of a GenBank genome assembly.